AGGAGUUUCGCUCCAUGCACGACCACGUAAUCCUGGGCGCGGUGGAGAUCCCGCUGUUUCCCUCGCAGCACGUCGACGCCGCCUACUUCGGACUGCAUAAUACUCUCAACGGCAUGAAUGAGAAUGACGACGUUGAAGAUCAUGAUGAACAUGAUGUAGUAGACCGCUCUUGGCACCACGACGACCAUGGAGGUCGGGCGCCUCUGUCUGCUUGUGCUUUGUCAGCUGUCGGGAAGAUGAACCACCACCACGACAGAACAAGUCCGGUCUCUAUUUGUUCCCGCCGCCAUGAUCGUGCCGUACCGACGCCGCAGAAUCAACAGCGACGAACCACACCGGUCGGGCGGCGGUCUGACGUGUCGAUCUGGUCAACGGAUACUUCGCCAAGCAUCGAGAGCGUUCGCGGAGGUGAGAUGAGCAAUACGCCUCUGAAAAAUGUUAAGGGGGAAACAUCAAACAACGAGUUAUUUCGAAGAAAAACGUGGGUAGACCACGACGAGGAGGACGGCAGGCUUUCUUGUGAUCCUUUCAGCAAGUACUUUGUCGACGGGGCCUGUUUUCUGGAGGAAAAGCGCGUUUAUACCGUGCCUCUAAAGCGCGUGCCGAACGUGUUUAUUCAACUGGAAAAAGAACCGAUGAAGAGCCAAAAAUCACUAUCACAAUCAUGUAGAACUAGAGACAACCAAUUUAUACAAGCCGAUUUAUUUUCUACUUCAGCCGGCGCCGAGACGGAGACCGACGAGGACACGAUUGGGUUUGUCACGGUGCAAUUCCACGUCCUUUCCAAAACGCGGAUCUCCCUGGAAAUCCUUAGCUUCUUCACGAAGACAAGCCACGGUGGCGGCAGUAGUAGUUCGUCUGAACAUCUGGCGAAGAACAUCCACCUGGGGAUCCUGGCGUUUGAAGACUCAAGGGACGGGUUCGCACACUUACACAACGCCUUCGCAGCCCGGUCGUCAGAGCUUGCUUCCUUUCGCGGGCGCGUCGCAGACCACCAGUCGGCUUUGCUGGUUGAAAAAGAGAAAACCAGCCCGACUACGUCGGACGCUGCUGCUGCAGUCUCCGGCACGAAGAAUGAGGUCAGAAGUUGUGGAGCUGCAGCAGCGGCGGUCGUGACUACACCAGGGUCCUCGAAGCUGCUGCGUAGAAACCAACAUCAAGACGAGCUUUUUUUGUCUAGCCAAAGUUCCAGUCACAGUCUGCGGAGUGGUCACGACGGUCACCAGCUGCUGCAAGGGGAAAUAAACAAACUGAAACCUCCGCAAAUCUCAGCUCCAACUACAGAAGGCCGCAAAGAUCAUUUCUCUGCUUCGUCACUUUUCGAUUCGCACGAGUCGCGGUCGCCAACCCACCUGCGGUUAAACUCCUCGUCUAGGUUCGUGAGUUGCGAAACCUCGGGCAGCUCUGACGCCAGUCCAACCUCAUUCGCCCGCACGGAAACGCUACAGCCAUUGCCGGAAACCCCGGAACAUGCUGAUGAAGCUGCAGCGGAUACCAGAUUCUUCAGUGACCACAGAACUAUCUCAAGGGAAAAGAUUGUAGAAUACACCUUCAGCAGGAAGAAGACGAGUCGCUUUGAGUUUCUCGCGUUUCCGGACGGGGAGGCGCAACUCGUGACUGCAUUGAAUUUGCCGCCGGAAAUUCUCUUGACGAACGGGGGCAAGAACGGAGCUGCAGCCGGAAGCUCUUCGACAUCAAAUUCAUCAUCCGCAAGGAGGACCAGUCCCUUGCUAAAAGUCUUCCCCUCACCGGUCUUGCCGGAUCAGGAUGAAGGAAGCAUUUUCUGGUUCGGAAAGCAGAUCACCGCAAAGUACUUCCAUCCGGACUUUCUGUACGACGGAAACUAUGUGCCGGAAAACUGGUUGUAGAUAUUCUUUUCGUACUGAGAGAGUGUCGUUCCUUCUUGCUGAAGGUUGUACUGUUGGGCGUUUAGGAUUUUGCUGCACCCGCAUUUUCACUUGUUGUAGAAAACAGAAAUAGAAGAUUCUGUCGAGGCACAGGCACUAAGUACCUACUUAAGUACCUCCCGAAAGAAACGGAUGAGCAUGAGGAUCAUCAACGGCGAGAGCUUGCAGUUUUUGCUCUUGGCUGCGAAACAAGUACUUAG
Molecule: messenger RNA, 2107 nt
Organism: Amoebophrya sp. A120
Lineage: Eukaryota; Dinophyceae; Syndiniales; Amoebophryaceae
Source: the annotation of a GenBank genome assembly